AUGUUCCAGUCUUUCGGCCCCGGAGCAAACUGCACACUCGAUCUCUGUCCCAUCGAAUGGACCAUCUACCAAUACCGUCCAAGUCUACCAGCCAACAUCACCUUUAUGGCCCUAUAUGUCAUUGCCCUUAGCAUUCACGUCUACUUGGGUGUUCGAUGGCGUAGUUGGUGGUUCAUGGCUUUCAUGGCCAUGGGCUGUAUUUACGCCAUUAUUGGUUACGCUGGACGAGUCGUGCUUUGGAAGAAUCCUUGGUCGUUUGGAGGGUUCAUGCUUCAGAUGGUUUGCGUCACAGGUGGGCCUGUCUUUUACACGGCAGCCAUCUAUGUGACGCUGUCCAGAGCCAUCCAGUUCUUCGCUGCCGAAAUCUCCCGUCUACCUGCCAAGAUGUUUUACUGGAUCUUCAUCUCAGCCGAUAUCACCUGUCUCAUCCUGCAAGCAGCCGGCGGUGCACUCUCCUCAUCAUCGAGAGGUGCUUCACAAACGGGCAUCGAUCUUGCAAUGGCUGGCCUCAUCCUACAAGUCGUUGUCCUCGUCAUCUUCUGUGGCUUCUUUGCCGAUUACAUGAUCCGUUUUGCACAGCUUCAGAGAUCCCGUGGAUCCACCCUUAGGGCUGCCAUCACCACUCGUCAACAGAUGUUCUUCGGAGGACUUGCUGCAGCCAUCUUGCUGAUCCUGGUGCGCUGCAUUUAUCGUGUCGACGAGCUCAGCCAGGGCUAUAGCAACUCGGACAAAAUCACCGACGAGGGGCUUUUUAUCGGACUAGAGGGCGUGAUGAUUUACGUUGCCGUAUGCUGUCUCUUCGUCGGACACCCCGGCUUUGGCUUCCAGCAUAUAUCGAUGGAUUAUAACUGCGGUCGUACUGCAUCAAAGCAGUUGCUUUCGACGCUUGCUCAUUCGACACCCGCUUAUUCGGAUCGACCCAUGUCCUAA
Molecule: messenger RNA, 930 nt
Organism: Fusarium vanettenii 77-13-4
Lineage: Eukaryota; Fungi; Ascomycota; Sordariomycetes; Hypocreales; Nectriaceae
Exons: 4
Coding region: 1-930 (309 amino acids)
Cellular component (GO): fungal-type vacuole; plasma membrane
Source: RefSeq, a predicted model, not a curated record